Messenger RNA from Oryza sativa Japonica Group (Japanese rice), 1745 nucleotides. Lineage: Eukaryota; Viridiplantae; Streptophyta; Magnoliopsida; Poales; Poaceae. The record is from RefSeq and is a predicted model, not a curated record.
UGACUGCAGCAUGUGAGUACUAAGUAUUUGAGUCGAUAGCCUCGUGUUUUAUUUACAGAUGUGGAUCCAAAGUAUAUUAAUGUUGUGCCGACCCUAGUUUGCACUUCGCAUGAGCUUAAUCUACUGGUGAUGCUCCAAACUUUUACUGGUGGUGCUUCAAAGUGUUCUUUUUUAUUUUUAUUCGUGUGAUGCUUCGAGAUUUUACUGGCGAUGCUUCAAAGUUUGAAUAAAAAACGACAAUGUUCUUAACGUCGUGAAGGGGAAAGAAAGGACUAGAAGAGCAGAAUGGGCUGGCGUUUUCUUAUAGCCUUCUGACCUUCUCCAAAUCCACAGUCCAGCCCAGUAAUAUCAUUGACAACUGAAAUGGGCCUUCUAUCGCGCAGCUUAUUCAACAAUAGAACACAAAAAUGACCGUUGAUUUGCUAUGUGCCUAUGUCAUGUUAGGACGCUAUACAAAGAUAAGCGCAAAGCGACAUGUAAUUAACCCGCUCUUUCUUGACAUCCAUUGCUGGAGCCUGGGGAGUAGCCCAACCGCAGAGGCAAAGUGUGAUUCCCCAGCUGUGCUCGUAGUAGCAUAUGCUAUGCUUUUCUUGGUGAUGCAGCAACGUACUAACUAUGCCAAAUAUAACUGAAACUGCUGCUGCACUGCAUCCCUGCAGGUUGCAGAUCUUGUUUUCUCCAGCUUCAGAAAUCAACCUUCCGUCCGUUCCGACCGGCCUACCUCGCCGGCGAUGGGUGUUGCAGACGAUUGCUCCUCCGAGCGGAGCAACCGGAGCACGGGGGCGACCAUGUCAGUGGCGGCGAGCGGCAGCUGCUGCUGCAGCAUCAACAUCUACGUGAACAACAACGUGCAGGGGGUGACCAACUCGGUGCUGGUCAGGAGCAAGGUGGCCAUGAGAGACCCCGGAGCUCGCAUCCGCCUCCGGCAUCCUCCCCUCCCAUGCCCGACCAAGCGGAAGAAGAAGACGGCGGCGGUGACGGCGACGACGACAGCAACGGCGGCCACGAGGAGCUUCCCGUCAUCUGCCGCAACGAUCCUCAUCGCCACUCUGGUUCUGCUGCUGUUAGCUCUGCUCUGUAUGUGGAUGUGCGAGGAGGCGUCGUCGUCGUCGAAGAACUCGAAGGUGGCCGGGUGGAGCAAGGAGGAGGACGACCCGAUCAUCGGUGGCGGCGGCGGGGAGAAAGAGGAACCUACGCCGUCGCCGGUGUGCCUCCCGCUGUUCCCUCUGACGCCGGGAUUCCACCACCAGAAGCAGGCACAGGCACCGGCACAGGCACCGCCGCCGCUUGCGGUUACGCCGGGAUUCCCUACGCCGGAGUUCCUCAUUCUUUUCCCCCUGACUCCGGGCCUCCGGGGAUGUGAUCUGAAGGACAAUGCGGCGGCGAUGGAUGUGGAUAGCGAAGCCCAAGGGGGGUGUGAUUUCUGGGCAUGGUACGACGGGCCGACGUCAAGCUUCAUCAGGGAGCUCUUGAAUGAUUUGCGGGACAGGGUGAAUUCGUUGAGGAGGGAGAACGAAGUGAUGCGAAAGGAGGUCGAACAGAGUCGGGAUAAGGUGGAAGUACAGAGUAAAGUGAUAGAUGAUGCUCGUGGUGUGGUUGCUGUGAAGAAUGCAGAAAUUAUGUGCUUGAAGGCCAGGAAUCAUAAGUUAGAGAAGGAAAGAAAAGUCUUUGUAAUAUGUGUGGUGUCAUGUAUGUUUGUGCUAUUUGUGGUGUUGUUUGGGAAGAAGUGAGACAUUGUGAUGUGU